Molecule: messenger RNA, 1011 nt
Organism: Drosophila eugracilis
Lineage: Eukaryota; Metazoa; Arthropoda; Insecta; Diptera; Drosophilidae
Product: targeting protein for Xklp2 homolog
Exons: 2
Coding region: 38-901 (287 amino acids)
Source: RefSeq, a predicted model, not a curated record
AAAGCAAAACCCGGAAUUACUUCGUAUAAUAAUAAUAAUGUCGGACUUGAAAAUGGAGUACAACUGGUCCGAUUUGGGCAUGCAGCAGUUGGACGGCUUUGCAUCGGAAAGGUCCGAGUGGUCGAGCCAUGGGCAGAUCUUCCACUCCGCCAUUGAUGAGUUGUCAAGUAUUCAACUACAUCGGGAGCAGGUGGAGCAGAUCCAGCGACGUGGCAGCUUAAUUGUCAGCCAGGCCCAGCAACACUCUCAGGCCUUGGUCGCCAGUCUAAGCAAGACUUAUAAAAUCCAUUCUGAGAAACCUAGAUUUCCUCCACAAAUAACGGCUCCUAAGGCCUAUCAUUUCAAGGACAUUUAUUCUAGUCGCAAGGAUCAGCUUAUCCGUGAGUGCAAGGAGCAGGAGCGUAAGCAGCGUGAGUUCCGUAGCCGACCAAUGCCUGAUUUCCGUCAAGUACACCAACGCCUGUUCAUCAAGCACGCAGUGCACCGUGUCACCGUUCCCAUGACUCCCAAUGUGCUGAAGAACUCUUGGGAUAUGGAAGAGAAACGUCGCUUAAGGGUGGAGCAGUUGCGAAAGGAGCGAGAGGAGGAGUUAAAGCUACACAAGAAGCAGUUCCCGAAGGCCAAACCCAUUCCCCAGAGCAGCAGGCAACCCCUAAAGCCGUCAAAUCGAGUUUCUGGAGUUUCUCAGGUAAAAGCGAAAGUCGAGCCCUUCAACCUGUCGGCGGAAUUGCGUGUCCAGCAGCGUCGCCUCUUCAAUGUCCAGAACUCCAAGGUGCAGGACGCAAAACGUCGAGAAUUGGAGGAGCAGCGCCAACGGGCGGAACGAGAGGCUUACCAAAAGCAACGCCAACUGACCAUUUUUCGAGCACGACCUAACCCACAUCCACACACCGCACGUUGACCUGGCGAAUUCCACUUUACUUUUGCGUUUUUUCAGUUGGUUUUUUUGUUUUGGUUUGGAUUUUUGUUACAAAUUUGUUUUGUUGUUCGAAGAAAUUAAAUUACUAUAAU